UAGAUGAAUUUAUGGGAAUAUUUAUCCAAAUUCAAAGACAAAAUAUGUGAAGUUUCCAAAAUAAUUGUUUGAAUGGGUUUUGGAAAUAGUUUUGUCGAGGGAGCAGCUACUGUCCCGUAAUACUGUAACGUUUUUUUGCGAAAUAUUUUACGAUAUUUUUUUUGCGUAAAAUAAAAAGAAAUAAUAAGACCACUAAGUAAGCACUGAAGGUCACUUUUUGGCGAUAAUAGCAAAAGCAGAUCAAAGCAUUUUUAGCAACACCUUUGUGUGAUAAACUUUUGGCUUGAAGCAAUGCAGCAUAGGAGCAGCUUUGUGCACGCAUUUGGACCAGUUACGUCGUGGGCUUAAGUUGGAUAGGAUUGCUAAUCGAUUGAUUCAGUUUGUCAUCGCGCACCGGGUGCAUUUGAUAGCGACCGCAUCUGAUAGGGGAGUGCUGUCGUCAGGCACAAAAUCGCGAUAGCUCCAGCAGGUUAACAGGUGUGAGCAUUGUUUCCCUUCGGUACAGUCUCUUGCAAGCACCGGAACGUUACGCAGUAUGUCGAGCAAGGAGAGUCAAUUUAUCGUAAGCGGUCCGCCGCAUAAAUCCGAUAUUACUGCAGGUUGUGCAUCGUUGGGGACGUUCGUACGGCGUAAGCUGUUGCAGAACGGCACGGAUAUAGCAUUGAUCGAUGGUGUCUAUGGAACGGAAGCUACGUACAUGGAGUUGCUGGAGCAGGGAGCACGAGUUGCUGAGUGUUUACGGCGGGAAGUUAGCAUACGAAGCGGUGACGUAAUUGGUCUAGUAUCCGAAAAUCGCCUUGAAUUCCCAACCGUACUGAUCGGAUCAUUUCUGCUUGGUGCCACCGUAGCUCCUAUCAACCUUACCUAUACCGAGCGUGAGUUCGUGCACGCUUUUAAUUUGUCACGACCAAGGGUCGUAUUUCUGUCAUCCUUUGCUGCUGAUCGGAUAGUUGCAGCUGCGAACCAGUGUCGUAGCUUUGUCGAAAAAUUGGUACUCUUCGGUGAUGAGAAUCUUUGUGAAAAUGCGUCCACUAGUGUACCUUACACACUGAUGGAACAUUUUCUUGCUCCAGUUUCGUUUGUUAAUCCACUUGCUUUUGAUAUUCCACCUACGAAUGUGUAUGAGCACGUAGCAUUGAUCAUGUGCUCGUCUGGUACGACGGGAUUGCCCAAGGGUGUUCAACUGACACAGGCGAACGUGAUGGCGAGCGUAGCACUGACAGAGGAAUCAUCGUCUCUAACGGAAGUGCAGGAUCCAAUGGUGGUGCUGUGUGUGUUGCCCUGGUUUCACGCAUUUGGUUGUCUAAGCCUCAUUAAUGUGCUGUGCAUUAAGGAGCGCAUGGUUUCGUUGCCCAAGUUUGAGGACUUUCUUUACCUUGGUUGUAUUGAAACUUAUCGCUGUAAUACCCUGCUGACGGUGCCACCGAUUGUGCUGUUUCUAGCGAAGCAUCCGCUCAUCGAAAGCUAUGAUCUGAGCAGUGUGCAAACAAUCAUCUGCGGUGCUGCUCCACUUUCGCGUGAGACGGAGCAGCUACUCUUGCGACGAUUGCCCCACAUAGCGCACGUUCGGCAGGGUUAUGGUAUGAGUGAGCUUACGCUAGCUACCCUUAUCCAGAGCGGAGACGAUCACAAACCGGGCAGCGUUGGAUGGGUCCAGAUUGGGACACAGGUAAAGAUCAUCGAUCCAAACACAGGCCGAAGCCUUGGCCCGAAUGAACGUGGAGAGCUGUGCUUCCGUGGCACACAGGUCAUGAAGGGAUACAUUGGAAAUGACCAGGCAACACGGCACACGAUCGACCAAGACGGUUGGCUACACUCGGGUGAUGUUGGCUACUACGACAAUGAGGGGGAAUUUUUCGUUGUCGAUCGACUGAAGGAGCUGAUCAAGUACAAAGGUUACCAAGUGCCUCCCGCAGAAAUUGAGGCAGUGCUGCUGACUCAUCCGGCUAUACUUGAUGCGGCCGUCAUCGGUGUACCGGACGAGGCAGCGGGCGAACUCCCGUUUGCCUUCGUUGUACGCCAACCAGAUGAUGCCGGUGCUGCCAUCACCGAACAAGAGAUAGUGAAGUUUGUGUUUGAUAGAGCGUCGGCAGCAAAGCGACUACAUGGUGGAGUUCGCUUCAUUGACGCUAUCCCCAAGAACCUUAGCGGAAAGGUGCUGCGUCGCGAGCUGCGAGAGUUGGCCGGUGCUGAGCAUACGCGGGCCAAGUUAUAAGCAAGGGGGCUUAGCAAUGAGCUGAUUAGAUCGAUAACUCAAUUGUAACCCGGGGGUUCACGCAAUGUUUGCUUAAAUAAACUGAUAAAGGGGCUAUAAACCUGUUUAAACUGUAUCAACAACCUACUUGAUGGACAGCUGUAAGUACGCACCGUAUGUAUAAGACGAAAAGCGAUUGAAAUCCAAUCUGAGAGUGCUGCUGUACCUGUAUACUUGACCUCUUGAGCGCGAUUCCAAAGUUCCACUCCUCACUUAGGGAUCAUUCAACUAUUAUGUAACACUGGAUGGGGAUGGUUACUAUCAGCGUUACGUUUUGUUACACAAAGUGCAUUGAAAUUCCAAAAUUCUGAAUUUUGA
This is a messenger RNA of Anopheles funestus (African malaria mosquito), 2572 nucleotides long. Its product is annotated as luciferin 4-monooxygenase-like. The transcript has 4 exons. Gene Ontology annotation, molecular function: long-chain fatty acid-CoA ligase activity. The record is from RefSeq and is a predicted model, not a curated record. NCBI's taxonomy places the organism in Eukaryota, Metazoa, Arthropoda, Insecta, Diptera, Culicidae. Bases 536 to 2215 code for a protein of 559 amino acids. Gene Ontology annotation, biological process: long-chain fatty acid metabolic process; fatty-acyl-CoA biosynthetic process.